Messenger RNA from Aphidius gifuensis, 3306 nucleotides. RefSeq lists its product as uncharacterized. Gene Ontology annotation, biological process: protein phosphorylation. Gene Ontology annotation, molecular function: protein serine/threonine kinase activity; ATP binding. The transcript is spliced from 4 exons. Bases 172 to 2868 code for a protein of 898 amino acids. The record is from RefSeq and is a predicted model, not a curated record. NCBI's taxonomy places the organism in Eukaryota, Metazoa, Arthropoda, Insecta, Hymenoptera, Braconidae. Gene Ontology annotation, cellular component: cytoplasm.
AAUAAUAAUAAAAAAACGAGGCACCAGGGGGGAAGAGAUAAUUUGGCAGCCUAAUUAUUUAUUUUUUUUUGGACAGUUGGCAUGUAAAAAUUAAGUGAAAAUUAUAAUAAUUAUCAAGUCAAAUUGUGUUAUGUUGUUAUUAUCACAGCUAAUAAUUAUCUAACCGUCAUUAUGGAAUCUGACAGAUGUACAUCGUCAUCAAUGUCAUCAUACUCAUCUUACAAAAACAACACAACCAUGAAUAUUUCAAGAUCAUGUAAAAUUAAUAAUCGUAAAUUUAUUGCUUCAAUGACAAUUAAUUUGCCAAAAAAAACAAUAAAUAAUAAUCAUUUUAAAUAUCCAAGUGAGGAAUAUCAUAACGUCAUGCGAGCAUUUAUAAGUAGACGUGAAAAUACCAACGAUAAUCAACAUCAACUGACUUCUUCAUCAUCCGACAAAGUCAACAUAAACAAGACUAAAAAAUUUGAUAUUAUAUUUAAUAAUAAAAAUAACAUCAACAAUAAUAAUCAUGAUAACAAUAAAAAAUUGAUACUUGAUUAUCCUCACAUGGAUCCACAUGAUAUACAUGAGUUAAAUUCAGUACCAGGUACAAAAAAUCAUAAAAUUAAAUAUCAUCAUGCUGAAUGGAAAAAUACUGAUGUAUCAAUUAGAAAAUAUAAUCAUCCAGAUUAUAAAAAUGCAAUAAAAGCUGAUCUCAAAGUAUUAUCAAACAUUCAACAUCCAAAUAUAUUAUUGUUAAUGGGAGUAACAACAAAACCAGAUAAUCAUGAUAUUAUAAUACCAAUAUUUGAGUCAAUUAAUUGUACACUAUACAAUUAUAUUAAUAACAAAGAGUUUAAAAAAAAAAUAACAAUACAAGAAAUAAUUAAAUAUGGUAAAAAUUUAUCAUCAGGAUUAAUGUAUGCACAUGAACGUGGUUAUAUACAUAGUGCAGUAAGUCCACAUAGUAUCUUCAUUGCAUCAAAUGGUUUGAUAAAACUUGGUGGCUGGGAAUUGGCCAUCAACAUGAACGAGUCGAAAAUACGUAAUAAUUAUGAUGAUAAUUUGCGAUCAGAAAUAUUAAAAUGGCUUGCACCAGAGAUAUACAAUAAAAAUUCACAGGAAAUAUCGACAAGCACGGAUGUUUAUGGCUUGACAUUAGUUAUAUUGGAAAUGUGUACUUUAAGUAAAUGUAUACCUUGGUCUGUUGCUUCAGGCGUUAUGAAGUAUGAUCAAAAAGUUGAUGUUGAGAUGGAAUAUACCAAGUGGAAAUGCGGUAUCAUCACAGACAUGAACAACAACUAUCCACCACUUUUAACUAGUAUUGUAGAAGCUGGUUUACAGCUUGAUUCUACCAAGAGAACUAUCAACAUGCCUAAGAUGAACAAAUUCCUUCAAAGACUAGAUAUUCAAUAUCAACAAAAAUCACUAAUAUAUAUUUAUAAUUUAAUUCAUCAUCAUCAACAACAAAAUAAUAUUAAUAAUAAUUAUCAUUCAAUGUCAGAUUUUUCUACAAUAUUUUCAAGUGAUUUAACAAAUGAAUAUUCACAAAUUGAUAGUACAACAACAACAAGUUCAACUUUAUCAUCAAGUUUUAAAAAAAGUCUUGAUAGUUGUUCAAUUAAUAAUAACACUGAUAAUGAUACAUCAAUGAACAUGUUUGAUGAUGUUAUCGAAAUGACUCCUCCAUUAAUUAAUGAAAAUAAUAAUAAAAAAAUUAAUAUUUUAAAUACAGUUGAUGAUUCAAGUGAUCCUCGUGAGCACAUAAAAAUAAUCAAACAAACUUUAGCAAAUAAAAGAAAAAAUUUUUUUAAUGAUGGUAAUAUUUCACACAUUUCAUCUGCUAAUAAUAAUAAUAAUAAUAAUGAAAAUAUAAAAUUACAUCAAGUUAAUAAAUACAAAGACGACUGUCAUACAAAAAUAUUAAAAUUAAAAAAUAAUAUUUCAUUAUUACCAAUAAAAGAGACACUUGUAUCAGAUAACAACGAGGCACAAGCUUUCUUUGAAGCGUCAUUGUGGAGAAAGGAACGUCUGAUUUGCAUGUCUAAAAUGAGAGAAAUCAAGCCUAAAGGCUUAAUGUCUGAUACAAAUUCAAGUAAUGAUACAAAUCAAAUUACCAAUAUAUCAUCAACACCAAGUAACGAUACAUAUAAUAUUAAAACACAAAGUUCAUAUAUUAAAAAUAAUAAUAAACAAAUGAUUAAUGUUACUAAUAAAACAUCAUUUGAAAAAUUAAAAGAUGCAUUGGACAGAGCAACUUUGCUUGUCAAUGAAAAUACAUUAAAUUCAUCAAAAAAUGAUUCAAAUAAUAAAACAAAUGAUUAUUCAAAUGAAAAAACAAUUUUCGAUGAACUUUAUGAAUUAAAUAAUACUGAAGAUAUUUUAAAUAAUCAUGAAAAUGAUAGUGGUGAUACUUAUACUAUCACUAAUGAUGUCAAUCAAUUGAUAACAAAAAUUAAUUGUUCUGGUGCUAAAUGUACAAAGUACAAUGCAAAUAAAAAUAAUAACAACAAAAAUAUUGACACUUGUAAUCAUGAUGAUUUGAACAAAACAAUGAGAGAUGAAAAGAGUGGCAAAGAUUAUGCAUAUUUUGUUUUUGAUGAUAAACCAAGGAUGUGUACAAAAUGUACAACUUGUUGCAAUAAUAAAAAUACACUUCAAACAAGAAGAAUGUCACUUCCAGAUACUUUUGAAUCAUCAACAACAAAAAUCAACAAUUAUUCAAUACUCAGUGAACAAACAAUUGAACUACAAAAUAAUACUGUUGAAGAUAUUUAUAUUGAUGAUGAAUUUGGUGAAAAUUUAGCUGUUAACAUGGUACUUAUUGACGAGGAUCAUUCAAUUGAUGAUGACUUGUUUCAAGAUUUUACAUUUGAUGAUAGCUCAUAGCUUUUAAAUAACAUUCAUUAUGUUAUUAAUUAAAUAUUUAAACACUAUGUUAGUUUUAAAAUAAUCACUCAAUUAAAAACAUUAAUUAUUAUAAUCAUACAAUUGAUUGUUUAAAACAAAUCAAUAUUAUUUUUUUAUUAUUAUUUAAAAAAAAAAAAAAGGAUAACCAAAAGAAAGCUAAUUUAUAAUUAUAUUUCACAAAAAAUCAUUAUAAAUGAAUAGACAAGUAUUACGUAAUGUUAGGAUAUUAAUUGUUAAAAACAAAAAAAAAAUUAAAAUUUAAUAUUUUUAUAAACAAUGAGAUUGAUCAAGAGCCUUUGGUUUUGGUCGUUUAUAAUUACUAAAUAAUUAUCUUAUUGUCAAAUUAGUUGACGGUAUAUAAAUUUGUAUACAUAAUAAAUAAAAUAUCAAUAAAAAAUAUAUGUAAUUUUGAUUGAC